Messenger RNA from Haplochromis burtoni (Burton's mouthbrooder), 6188 nucleotides. Its product is annotated as free fatty acid receptor 2. Gene Ontology annotation, biological process: G protein-coupled receptor signaling pathway; cellular response to fatty acid. Bases 1965 to 2972 code for a protein of 335 amino acids. The transcript is spliced from 2 exons. Gene Ontology annotation, molecular function: G protein-coupled receptor activity. The record is from RefSeq and is a predicted model, not a curated record. Gene Ontology annotation, cellular component: plasma membrane. Lineage: Eukaryota; Metazoa; Chordata; Actinopteri; Cichliformes; Cichlidae.
CAGUAUUUGACCACCAGAAUUUUGUCAUCUGUGUGGAUUUGAAAACUCACUAAGAUCUUAAUGUUGAGAAAUUUAAUUUUGGGAAUAUUUUUUAAGUCCCCUAUCUUCCUCUUUCUGCUAAGAAUGAUGAAACUCAUUAUUGUGCUCAAAGCUAUGAUCAAAAUAAGAGAAAGUUCAAUGACACCCUGGCAAGGUUUCUGUUACAACACUUUUUCCAUUGGUAGUGACAGCAACUGUAAUAUAAUAAAUAAUAAUCUGAAUAUUAUUUCAUUUUAUAGGACAGGAGAGAAUAAAAUAUAAAAUAAAAAAAUGAAAAAUGAAACCAAUUUUUUUUUAAAAAUUUGUUCCUGGAUUUGAUUUGAUUUGUUCACCAAGUCAAAUUGUCCUCAAUGAUGAAACACCACAAAGUGUUACAGUAAACUUUUUGGACAGAUAGCAUCUUAGAAACUACGUGAUGUCACUCUGUAAAAUCAGCUCACGCAGCGGGACAGAACAGCUUGUGCAACACAGUGUGUCUGUUGAAAUAACUGCACUGUGUGAACCGCACACGUUGUUUGUUUGGUCGUUGCCUGGGGUGUACGGAAGUUGAAAGGAGGCUUUUAAAUGGGAUCAAUAGCAUCACCAAGAUGUAACUGACCUGGUAAAGGGAUAAAUAACUAACAUGAAGUUAGGUCAGACUAAAUACCCAAAAGUCAAACGUUGGAGUCAGGCAUUUAAGCACAAGUGAAACCGCCUCAGAGUGAUUUACAUACAUUAAGCAACAUCAAAAGAACUCUUUGUUCACCUUUGAGUCAUUUUAACUUCCAAAGCUCACGUCUCUGCUUCUGAAAUAAACCAGUCUUCUCCAUUUAAACCUGUUCAAUUUAAACUUGACCCUGCUCUUGGAUGGUAGAGCAGGGUCAAGCAGCAGGUGAUAAAUACAAAAAAAGGGCCUCUGACCUCUGAUAUCUCAGAGUGUUUUUGAGCUGCAGCAGGAUACAGAAUUAUCUCUAAAAGUAAAGCCUUUCCAGUCUUCAAGUCAGCCACGGGUUAUUAGAUUUUUUUAUUACUGUGUGCAGUAUAUGACUAUUCAAACAACAUCAUCCACAUUGCUGUUCUCACCACAUGCUGUAAAAGGAGGGACCGCUCUGCCACUGGGCCAUCUCCCUUGACCAAUGCUUAUCUCCACUGACUCAUAUUAAAGAGGCAAAUGUAAAGAAGCAUUGGGCAUUGAUGACUAAAUAUGGUAAAGAAAACCUACGAUCAAACAGCCUGACAGAGUCCGUCUGUACCGCUCAUGCUGAAAAAAAGGCCAGUUGUUACCAGGGAAACCAUGUUUGGCGAGAGUGGGAGAUAAAUUGCAGCAAUAUCUCACUAAUAGUCAUUUCUAUUAUCUGCACUGGAUGUUUAGAUUAACAGGUAAAUAGGGGGAUGUGCCAAGAGACAGCAGCUUGGAGGUAAGGUGCGCAGAGGUGAUCAAACAAAACAGCAAGGAAGACGCACUGGGAGGUAAGCCACGCUGCUCAUGAAAAAUGCCAAGAAUGGGAAGUCUGUUGCAGGAGUGAGGAUUUGUGAGCUGACAAAAAUUGUCACUGUGGACUUGUCCGAGUUGCUUAAAUUGGUGUAAAAUCUUUAGUUUCAUCACAGCACUAUAGAGAAUAGUUAGAAAAAAUAGUUCCUCUUCUCAGACACUGGACUAUAAGAGCUGAGCGUCUGACACAGAUAUUCACUCGAUGGAUGUUGCCCCAUAAAGGCAGAGCUCAAAGCCCUGGAGGAAACGAUGAGCUGUGGUUUAUUGGUGGGGACAGAAAAACCGCUCUGUCUCGUUGGGUUUGUUCCAGGACACUGAGCCAAUAAGAAGCCUUCGUCUUCUGUGGUCGGUGCUGCCCCACAGAUAAAACCUCCUUGUUCUGCAGUCUAUUCAUCCCCGGGGUCGGGGAUAUAAUGUGACACAUCUCAAUUCUUGACCGAGUUGAAAGAUUCACAUGGAGCCCACCACGCAGCGGUGCCACACAGCACUUUGUCUCUCUGUCUACGUCAUUACCUUUGUGCUGGGCUUCCCGGCCAAUAUAUUGGCUUUCUACACUUUUUGUAAGAAAGUAAGGCAGAAACCCACCCCGAUUGACAUUCUGCUCCUCAACCUGACCAUUUCCGACCUCCUCUUCCUCAUCUUCCUGCCCUUCAAGAUGCAGGAAGCAAUGAACGACAUGAUGUGGAACAUGCCCUAUGCCCUCUGUCCGCUGUCUGGCUUUAUCUUCUACAUGACCAUCUACAACAGCACCUUUUUCCUCACUGCAGUCAGUGUAGAGCGCUACUUGGGUGUGGCUUUCCCCAUUCGGCACACUCUGAAGCGGCGACCUGUGUAUGCUGUAGCUGCCAGCAUUUUCUUCUGGAUUUUCUCCACCGCCCAACUUAGUAUCGUGUUUAUCGUGCCCUUUAUCCCCACUGAACGCCUCAACGCCUCAGCUCACCCUAGCAGCGAUAGCAGAAAACAAUGCUAUGAGAACUUCACCGAGUCUCAGCUGAACGUCCUCCUGCCUGUGCGCCUGGAGCUUUGUGUGGUGCUUUUCUGCAUCCCUUUCCUGAUUUCUAGUUUUUGCUACAUCAACUUCAUCAGAAUUCUCUCAAAGCUGCAACACAUUGACCGGCGCCGGCGCAUCCGAGCCAUGGGCAUGGCUUUGGGAACCCUGGUGGUGUUUGCUCUAUGUUUUGGACCCUACAACGUCUCACACAUCAUUGGUUUUAUAAACAAGAAAAGUCCGGCGUGGAGAGACAAGGCCCUGCUGUGCAGCACCUUCAAUGCCUGUCUAGACCCUCUUAUUUUCUACUUUUCUUCCUCUGCUGUGAGAGGGAAUGUGGGUAGUGUGAUGGAAGGGGUUAAAAGCCGUCUCCAGAGGUGCAUGUCUUGUCACCUGCUCCAGGCCUUGUGUGGGGGAAUUACCAAGACUGCACAAGAUAAGGAACACACGCAAGAGGAGAUCAAUGCUAUCUGAGCUGACAGAAAGGGACCUGUAAGCGGCUGCCUUUACUGUUGUCUUAUUUCUUCAUCCCUGGGAGCAGAAAAUUAAUGCCAUGUUAAUGUUUACACAUGUGAGAAAAUGACUUGGCUUUAUACAGUGCAGUGUAUUUUUGUUUGAUGACAUUCCUUUUUGGAAAUGAGACAGGUAACCUUCAGUCUUCCUAAGCACGCCAUGGCAAUUUUGUAUGCAGCGCAUCGGGUAAAACCUCAGAGACAGCCUACUUUGAACUGUCACCAGGACAUAACAACAUUUCUCGCACAGUGUAAGAGAAGUACAGAGACCCUUAAAUGCAGGCAGGUGUUGUGGAGCAUCGCAGCAGAGACUGUAACAAAAUGAAUAUCUAAGCAACAGCGUUGCACGUCAUCUCUCCGCAAUUGGAGAUUAAAUGUUCCAACCAACAUCCUUAGUCGUGAACAGGAUAUUGCUUGCAACAAUACGGUCAUUAUGUGUCAAGCAGUGGUGGUUGAAGAAGAAGUAGCAGAAGAAAGCGAAAAUGCGUGCCAUCUUUGUGCAUAUACAAGCAUGCUGAGCAGUUCGCUUUGUAAUUGUACAUAUGUUUGCAUUUGUAAUGUUUUUUGCAUGAUGAUGGCUGUUCUUAUAUUUAUAUGGGAUAUAUAAAGAAAGAGAGAUGUAUGAAUGUACACAUAUAUAUGCAUAACGGGGGUUGUAAUAAUAUAAUAACACAUAAAUAAAGCUUAUUUUCAUAUUCAAAUAAGAUUAUACAUUUUGCAUGAUGUCUGACUCAUGCAUUAUUUUGUAAAGACACCACGCCAGCAGGUGUAAACAGUGUUUGUGUGGACACACACGUGUGAGUGUAAAUGACGGGAAAAGGAAGAAAGGACUGAUGGAAGCAAAAGCAAACCACACAAACAUUAUUUUCAUAAACAAACUGUACAAUAAUAAAUUGAGUUAAUUAAUAACCUUAACAUUGGCAGCAGACAGGUACGAGGUGAUUGUGUGCGUAUGAGUGAGUGGAAGAAAAGAGAUAAGGACUAAUUUGUUUUGGAAAGAAGGGGGAUGAGAAAUAUGAAAAAUGCCCGUAAUGACCGCCUGCAUCAAGUGAUCAACAGUUGCCAUCGGCAUAUCAGUGAUAUCAUAUGUAAAUGUUUUUAUGCACAUUUUAUGUAUUUACACAUAAAAGCAGGAUGAGUAAUAGAAAGCUUACUGAGCUGCCUCUUUGAUUUUUGAUGUCACUAAUCUGAUUAUACUGAAGAUCCAUCAGCUCACUCAGCUGUUCAAUGUUUAUCAUUUCUGCCAGUAUUUGUUUUUUUUUUAUUCUUGGCAGUGUGGGCAGGGCUAAAUUUAAAAUGAACUUCCUCCAAAGAGUGAAUCAAGAUCUCACCCCACACGCUGCAAACAUAAACAAUGCUAUCACACAAGCAAGCGCUGGCAUCGGCUGUAAUCCUAUUUAGCGAGGAUUAGGCCUGCACAGAGGUUGAGCCGAUCACUGUAUCUGUUUGACAGGUGGAUCGUGCAUGAAUCAUUCAUUUUGACAAACAGACCCCAGUGAAUGACUAAGACGUGUGGGUUAACAGCCAUUGACACGACGCACAAAUCCAAAAAUCUGCGAGUCAGCAUGCCAUAGGAUAAAAAGUUACAGGGAUGAGUCACUUGUACACAUCAGCGAUUACAGAUUAUACACUAUGAAAGAGCACAGCAGAAUAUACAUGCAUACAGAUGUGGUUUAAAAUCUGGAGAAUUUUUCACAUGAAAAAGUGAGACGGACCUGUGCACAUCAUUCACUGAUAAUUGUUUUUUCUUUUCCUGAUGAGUUGAAUGUUGUUUGUAAAAGGUUGGUCUGAUGAGAAGCGCUCAGCUGAACAGCCGGCAAUCCUUUCUCCUUUUUCAUUUUGUCUUUCCUGGAACACAAUAUUUGGUUAUUGCAUCACUGUUGACUUUUCCUUAAUGAUGUGUCAUAGGUUACAGGGAUAAAACAAUAAGAAAAUCAGCCUUGUGUGUGUGUGUGUGUGUGUGUGUGUGUGUGUGUGUGUGUGUGUGUGUGUGUGUGUGUGUGUGUGCUUAUGUGUGUUUGUCAAAGGCUGAAGAAUACAGUACUCACUUGGCAGAUUUCAUUUUCCCUUUGCCCAGAUAUUUCUGACUGCUGUGUGGCACACGAUUGAGAAAAUUGAUGAUCACAAAAAUUAAAAACAUUUUUUUAGCAACUACAUGCAAUUCUAGCUAAACAGAAUUACUCUUACCAUUCAAUAAAAGACAAACGGUCGUUGCAGAGAGGAAACACAUCUUUGCAAUGUUCAAGUAUAAAAUCAGCUCAUUAGGUGGGGCAUCUGUAAAAAAGAAGAAGAAAAUAAACACUGAUUAGCACCGACUUGUCAUGUUAUUGAGCGUGACAGAUUUAAAUCAAGGAGGUCGAGCUGGCUUUGGCUGACGGACGUUCUCCUCCUCCCUGGGAGGAGAGGUGUGUAAGGAUUGAUUGGAGAAAAUCAUUAAUUUGUUCAAGUAUGCAGUAUUGCAGGCAAUCUGUUGCUUUGGAAUGAUCAAUGUGUGACCCAGAUUAAGAGUGAAGUGGUAGUGAAUACUGAGCAAGUGACGGGUAGUAUGUCAGGACCUGUGGUUCGUGAAGACAUUGUUUAUUAAAGGGAUUUUUCCUAUAGAUCACUAAAGAAGAUUAAAAAGAGAUUUGGGGUAUUCCAGUAAAAAAAAAGUCUGCUUUGACAAAGUAACGGGACCUGUGGUUAAAGCCCCUCUGAGCCUGUGAUGAAUAUAAAAAAAAUCUCCUGAUGAAUCUUUGUUUUGUAGGCAGAGCUACUGCAUUACAAAUAUCAGACUGAUAAAGUAUAAGUGUGGUGUGAAUGAGGGUCCAGGGAUCAUAGGUUUGAGCCAUUUUAUUCAAUAUUUGUCACACCACAACACACCAACCCCUGAGUCCCCGUGUUUAUAACUAGGUGGGCGUGAUCAAGGAUGCCGUGCAGUUGCGUCCACCCUCCCUGCACGGCACCGCAGACCACGCCCCACCACAAUAAGACACAGGCCUGUAUACAUUAAAAAAAACUAAAGCUCCUCAAACAAAUUUUUAAAGUAAUGACAUGAGCCUGUAAUUACCUUUACUGUGAGGUUAUGUUUUAGCAUCUAUAAAUGAAGCAACUGUCUCCUGGGCUAAAAAAUGAAAUCCACUGUGCAAGAGCUGCGGUUCCUCAACUGGCCACUUGAGGCUGGCAACAAAAGUGAAAC